GUUGUGUUGUGUGGUGCGAAGCGUGCUUUACUAUUAUCGAAGAAAAUAAAUAUUUGCAGCAUGCCAUAGAAUUUCUUACCACACUAAGAAAAAGCAGGUUAUUUGAAAGUGUUAAAGGGUUGUAAUAGAUUGUAAGAAGAAAAAUAAAGGGUACCAAAAGAUAAUUUUGAGUUCAAUAUUUUGAAUACAUUAAUGCAUAUUUAUAAAGCUAGAGUUAUGAUGUCCGUAAAGGAGUGUGUGAUGUACGAUGUAAAGAGAAGAUAUCUUAAAACUUUCACUAAUUUGUUAAAGUAUAUUACACGAAGCUGCAGUUCCGCAGCCAAAACAGAUUAUGUUGACGUUCCACAAUAUCCUCCUAUUAGAGUUCAUGGCGAUGAAGGAAACAGACGUUAUCAAAGGCAAUUAUGGUAUGAUCAUAUUAAACAAUUACCAACGGCGGAGGAAAAGUUAUUAGAGUUGACUGCCCAUGAUAAACGUUAUAUGGCAAUCAUUCGUCCGUCAAUUCCAGUAUAUAAUACAUUACCAUUAUAUCAAUAUUAUACAAGAACAAGAUUCAUUGAAGGGCUUCCUGAAAAUUUUCAGAACGUAGAAAUAAUGGAAGAUGAAUAUGAAAACGUUAAAGCACAUUUUCUUGAAAAAUUGAAGAAAAGUUACCUUAGGAUACAAACUGAUGAUCCAGUUGAAAAAGAAUGUUUAGGAGGAAACUUUGCUUUUCAUCAAGCUGUAUCCACAAUAAUGCCAGCUAUGAAUAGGCAAUAUAGCCAUCUUUUGAAAGCUCAGGUGGCAUUUAAACCAAGAUGUGAAUCUUUUUGGUGGAAAAGUAAUAUACACAGUGAUAAUUUUUAUAAAUCUAGAUAUAGAAAAGAUUUUAUGGAUGUAAAUUUUCAGUUUAUUGAUGAACCUGCUUAUCAAUUAAGAACAGAUGAACCAUUAUCACCGAUAGUUCCAUUGGAAGAUCCAUUAUGUAAAUUUUCAGAGGACUAUAUUCCAAUGUUUAAUUAUCAUCCAAAAUAUCAAGGAUAUGAUUAUAAUAAACGAUAUCCAUCAAGUGUUCCAGGUGUUUGGCCUGGUAGUCCAUAUAAAUUUCCUCUGAUGUCUUUUCAUAAUAUGAAAGAUUUAGCAACUGCAGAAGUACAUAUUCAUGAGAAAGACAGAAAAGUGAGACUUGAUGCAUAUGGUUUAAUAGUGUCAUAUGGCUGGUUAAUGGGCAUUGCCACUCAUUUAGGUUUUACUCCAUUUCAUGAAUUAACUUAUCCACUUGUUACACAAACAGUAGUUAGUAAUGGCAAACUUUGGGCAUUUUUUAUUUAUCAAUUAAAUACCAUUGGAUUACACAGUGAUGUAGAUAACAAUUCUCUUCAAAACUUGUGUUGGUCAUCUGGUCCUAUGGAAUUAUUUGAUGUAAUUGAAAAUAAUGAAUUUAAAGGUUUAAAUGAAGAUGUUUUCAAGAUUUUAUAUAAAUUCUUUAUAAACAGGCCAUAUUAUACAAAAGGAUUAAACCUGACUCCUUAUCUUAGUGAAGAUAAAAGAUCAGAAGAAGAAAUAUACCAAACUAAAUUAAAACUGAGACAAUUAUAUGAAAAUAGAAUAUCAGACUAUGAAAUGUUGCAAGAAAUUCCAAUUUGGAAAAGAAUUUAUUGGAAAAGACCUAUGGCAUUACCAUCCAUUUGGUUAAAAUAAAAUUAUUGAAUAUUAAAACAGAAAUUUGUCUGUAAUUCUUAUUGCCUAUAAUUGUGUCCUUCUGAAAGUAUCAUAAUU
Molecule: messenger RNA, 1758 nt
Organism: Centruroides sculpturatus (bark scorpion)
Lineage: Eukaryota; Metazoa; Arthropoda; Arachnida; Scorpiones; Buthidae
Gene: mRpS30
Product: 28S ribosomal protein S30, mitochondrial-like
Exons: 5
Coding region: 193-1680 (495 amino acids)
Biological process (GO): translation
Cellular component (GO): mitochondrion; ribosome; mitochondrial large ribosomal subunit
Molecular function (GO): structural constituent of ribosome
Source: RefSeq, a predicted model, not a curated record